AUGUCUGGAGAUUCAGUGACUCUGAGCUGCAUCAACGACUUAAACCCUCCUGCAGAAAUCAGCUGGUUUAAAGGAAAAAUGCUUGUUGGAUCUGGAAGAAUCUUCAGCAUCUCCAAGAUCAGCUCUGAUGACAGUGGAGAAUACAAGUGCAAGGCCAGAAAUGCACAUGGAGUGAAGUACUCUGAUCCUGUGACUUUAAAUGUCCAGUAUCCACCCAGGAGCAUCUCCGUGUCCAUCAGUGAAUCUGACAAUAAAGUGGAGGGAGAUUUAGUCACUUUGACUUGCAUCAGUGACUCAAACCCUCCUGCAGAAAUCUGCUGGUUUGAGGAGAAUCAAAGCUCAGCUGUUGGAUAUGGACAGAGUUUCAGUGCAGUACAGAGUGGACGCUUCUACUGUGAGGCUCACAAUCCACAUGGAGCUCAGAGAUCAGACGCCGUCACUGUCACUGUUAAAGCAAACUUAAUCCAUCUGUCUUUACUCUUGUCUCAGUAA
This is a messenger RNA of Danio aesculapii, 492 nucleotides long. Its product is annotated as B-cell receptor CD22-like. The coding region runs from base 1 to 492 and encodes 163 amino acids. The transcript is spliced from 3 exons. NCBI's taxonomy places the organism in Eukaryota, Metazoa, Chordata, Actinopteri, Cypriniformes, Danionidae. The record is from RefSeq and is a predicted model, not a curated record.